UGAUUGGUUGCUAUGGGCAACUGGGCAACUUUUCCUCUGGACGGGUUUUGAUAAGUCUCCCCAUAGACUCUAGGAAACAUGUUUUUAUUGUGCAGUAAGUACUAAAACAUAAGAAAAACUUUAUAGCAAGGGGCACAGUUGGCCACAGGCCACCCAUAGACCCUUCCCUUAAAUCAGUGACCUAGCGAGCAUCUUCACAUUCUGACACUCCUUACACUAACAUCCUGUCAUUUCCUCUCUGAAGUCAGAAAAAGCGAGGGGUGCAGGGUGCCAAAAAAAAAAAAAAGGAGAGCAAGAAUGUGAUAUCUCAAGAAGUAUAUAGCAACAACUAAGGAAGACGGAAGAGUGAAAGCGGGGAGAUGUCAAGCAGCAUGGAACAGAAGAGACUGGAUGGCAGGACAUUAAAGGAACAAGCUAAGUAAUAGACAUUGAGGACACCAACAUUCUGUUUCACCAUAGGAAGAUACAGCCGACUGACUAACAAGACAGCGAGUGAAUAGAACAGAACACACGGAUACACGGAUAUUGCAACUGACUGUAUAUAGUGAGGAUCAAUCCUGCAAAACUUCAAUAAAGAUUAUCCAAGAAAAUGUCAUGAGGAUUGGAGGAUUAGCCAAGCUACGUGUUGCUCCUUUCCAAUCUGUAGGACCCACUAACCAUUGAACUGCACAUAUAUAUAUACAUAUAUAUAUUUAUAAGUAUCAUACCAGUUUUGGAAUUUUCCAUGCAUUCCCAUUAUAUAGAAGGGUUUGCAUUCAAUGUAUGCACAGCCAGACCUGAGCUUGUACCAAUGCCAACUGUGACUGCCGACCCUGAGGAACCAGUGAAGCUCGGUGUUUGUGCCAAGUCUUUAGUGUCCUUGGCUUAUGUCUUUCUGCUAUUGGCUGGAAUUUUGGGGAACACUGUCGUCAUAAGGGUACUUAGGAACAUCCGUGAGGGGCGAAGCGUUCAUGCCUCACUUAGUCACCACAUUUGUAGCCUGGCAUGCUGUGACAUUUUGCAGCUGGUGCUGGGCAUCCCCGUUGAAUUGUAUAGCAGUAUCUGGAGUCCUUUUCCAUGGCCGCUGGGAGCUGCUGGAUGCUCUGGCUUCUAUUACCUAUGGGAAGUGCUUUGCUAUGCUGCUAUUUUUAAUGUACUCUCUUUGAGUUAUGAUAGACACCGUGCAACCUGUCAUCCUUUGAGCCUUCACAUUCAGUUUUCAAGGGUGCGCUUACGGAUUUUGUUGCUGUGGAUAGCUUCCCUGCUGGCUGGUCUGCCUUUGCUUUUUUCUAUGGGAUUGGAAAACAUCAGUGUUAAUGCAGUUGAGGAAAAGCAAGUAUUGGUGUGUACACCACUUAGCCCAAUGAUAGGGCUCUUUAAAGUCAGCAUCUGGGCAUCCUUCCUUACAUACCUGGGUGCGUUGUUGGUGGUAGCCAUUACCUGCUGGAAGAUGAGGAGAACUCUGCAGGGGAACAGGACUGACAGUUUGGAAAUUACUGGACCCAAUGGAUCUAUACAGUUAUUGGGCAGGUUCUAUGGACGACAUGUGGCUGUGCGCAGACAAAAUGCCAAACUACUAGGCUGCAUCGUUGGAGUGUUAGCUGUGUGCUGGCUGCCGUUCCAAUCUCGGAGGCUCAUGACUGUAUUGCGGAGUAAAGAGCAGUGGACAGAUACCUAUUACCGCUCUUAUAUCACCUUACAGCCCAUUACUAACAGUUUUUACUAUCUCAAUGCUUGUCUUACCCCUCUGCUUUACAACCUGACAUCCCGCCAAUUCUGCAGAGCCUUUCUGCAUAGUAUCACACCCUGCACAAAAGGGGCUCCUCCAGAAUCGGGGUCCUGGGAGACACAAGCAAGAGAUCAUGGAAUCAGACUCUCUGCAAUAGAAUCAAGUGACAUGUUAUAGAUUCUGUUUUGUUAAAUUUCUCCUUAAAGGGGUACUACCGU
This is a messenger RNA of Hyla sarda, 1926 nucleotides long. Its product is annotated as G-protein coupled receptor 39-like. The transcript has 3 exons. Lineage: Eukaryota; Metazoa; Chordata; Amphibia; Anura; Hylidae. Gene Ontology annotation, biological process: G protein-coupled receptor signaling pathway. Gene Ontology annotation, cellular component: membrane. Gene Ontology annotation, molecular function: G protein-coupled receptor activity. Bases 725 to 1885 code for a protein of 386 amino acids. The record is from RefSeq and is a predicted model, not a curated record.